AGGAGGUUACCCCAUAUUCAGAGGAGGAGGUUAUAAACAAACAAGAAGAAAGAGCAGGAAUUCAUAAAUUAAGAGGAGGUGGUGGAUCUUUUUCGGUAUUGGUAUGAACUUUUCGCUUAUAGAGAUGAGUGAAUAAAAACAAAAAUAUAUUAAUAUCGAUAUAUUAUUAACAUUUACAAAUAUCGAGCAUAUUCUUAGGCAGGGAGGGAGGGAAAGAGAAACAGACAGAGACAGAGACAGACAGACAGACAGACAGACAGAGACAGACAGAGACAGAGACAGAGAGAGAUAUAGACAGAGAGAGAGAGAGAGAGAGAUUCACGCUUAUCCCCACUUACUUUCACCCCCACCAUAUCAAUGUCCAGUCAUAUAUAGUAAAAACAUCCAGUAGUAAGUAUUAGGUCAGAAUGACGGAAGAAAAUCAUUUACUCUCUCAACAGACCAGUUUUACUGUUCAACAUCAAUCUAUACUUAGUGUAUUACAAUCUCCUCCUAGGGAAGAAGAAGAAUCUAUAACCUGCGAACAAGAUACAAAAGAAAAUAUAGAGGAAAUUAAGCGGUUGUUUUGUGCAAUUUGUCACGACAUGGUUGAUUGCUACGAAACUUGUGUGCCAAAUACUUGUUCCCAUUUUUUUUGUUUAAACUGUAUAUUAACAUGGAACGAUGUACGUUAUGAUUCAAAAAUGACAACUAAGUGUCCACUAUGUGGUUCAUAUUAUAAAUAUUUAGUGCAGUUUCGAAAAGAUAUAAUUAGAUAUUACUUUGUCCAGAGUAUAAAAAGGAUAUUAAAAUAAAUGUGACCAUAAAUAUUUGCAGUUUUAUUUCAUAUCAUGUAAAAGUUGGAUGUAACAGUAAUGUAAAAAUUGAUUUGACAAUAAAUAUUAUUUAAAAAAUAAGUUCUAGAGAUUUUAUCCAAUGUUCCCAUCAAACACUUCAUUUAAUUCUAAACACACACACAAGCAAACAACAACACAACCAGUUUAAUAAAACAUUUUAUCGAUAUUUCAAAUCAUUGCUCAUCUCUAAUAUAAAAUUUAAAAAAUAAAACCAGUAUCACAGGUUCAACGAUCUCAGAGAGAACCGAGAACAAGAUACCUGCAGAUAUAAUCUCAGAUCGACCUCGCCUCCAUCGACCAGUUACUUUGUGUGGUUCUUAGGUGUGGUUUGGCUUGCGAAAGACAAAAACGAUACUUAAAUUUCGCGUCCAUUACAAUUAAGUUUUGGUAAACAUUAUCUGUGUCAGUUAAAGUUAAUAUAUAUUAUAGAUUUGGACUGAAAUAUCAACAUGUUCAAUUGCACAUCUUGUAGUAAAUCUUUUAGUCGUAAAGAUAACUUAUUACGUCAUAUGAGGACUGCCUGUAGCAAGUCAAGAUUUUUCAAUCAAAGGGUUGCAAAGUCUACUGUGAAUGAAAAAAAAGAGAGAUUUUGUAAAGAUUGUAAUGUGCCAGUUUUGUCAAAUAUGUGGGUAGGACAUUUACUAUCCAACUUUCACAAAAACAAUUCUAAAAUGAUAGAAGAUAAAGGAGUUCAAAUUAUUAAGUCGGCGUUUAAGGAACGAAUAGUGUCAUACAGAAUUACUACAGAAAAAAAUAUUCUAGAUGUCAAACAAUAUUUUCAACAUUUGGAAUCAAAAAUUCAAUGCAUAUUAGACUAUCAGCUGAAUAAACAUACAUGUAUUAAAAUUAAUAUGGAACUUUUUGGCUACUAUUAUAACCCCACUAGUGAAAAUUAUGAUGUUAAAUCAUUUAAUACACCUUUCAAUGUAAUUUGCAAAGGCACCGAAACGAAAGACUUAAUGGAAAAACUUAUAAUAAUUAUUGAUAAAAAAGCUGACGAAUUUGCAGAAAGGGAUUCUGGAUGGGCUCUACUUAAUCUUCUUUACUUGGAGAUUAAUAUAAAUAAAUUCAAUCCUCUGAAGGCAUCCUCAUUCAUUGAACUUCCAGUUGAAAUUUCAAGACGCAACGCUGUUGUUAACAUAAGAAAUAAUGAUGACUACUGUUUUGCAUGGUCAGUAGUAGCAGCUCUUCACAUUCCAACAGGACCUAAUUUUGACAUAUCAUCAUACCCGCACUAUUCAACAGUUUUAAACAUCACAGGUAUUGAUUUCCCUAUGUCAUUAAAAGACAUAAAAAAAUUUGAGAAUCAAAACAAUAUUUCUAUUAAUGUUUACGGUUUAGAAAAGUAUUUUGAUAAAAUUUCUAAUAAUCAGAAAUAUGAAGUAAUUGGACCUCUAUAUUAUUCAUGUGAUAAGAAAGAGAAACAUAUUAAUUUGCUUUUGAUAAAUGAUGAUGACGAUAAUUUUCAUUAUUGUUACAUUGCUGAUUUUUCUAGACUAAUUUCCACUCAAUUGAGCAAACAUCACGGAAAAAAACAUUUAUGUGAUGGUUGUCUUCAAUACUAUCAAACAGAACAAAAAUUACAAUAUCAUAGUAAGCAUGAUUGUGAUCAUGUUAGAAUUAACUUACCUUCGAAAGAUCCAGUGACAGAUAAGUAUGGAAAUGAAAUCUAUGAAAAUAAAUUAAAAUACAUAAAUUAUCAUAAACAAAUGGAAGUUCCUUUUAUAGUGUAUGCGGAUUUUGAAUGCAUUUUAAAACCUUUAAAUAAUGGAAAUAUUGAUGAAAAUCCAAAUAGUUCUUAUACCUUAAAAAAAUUUGAACAUAUUCCUUAUUCUUUUGCUUAUUAUAUCAAAUGCUCGUUUGAUGAUGCAUUCUCGAAAUUUGAAAGAUAUAGAGGUUUUAACUGUGAAAAAGUUUUUAUAAAUUUGUUAGAACAAGAUGUAUUAAAUUUGUAUCAUACAUUUUUAAAAAAUCCUAAAAAAAUGAAUAGUUUGACGGAAUUAGAAAAAAUUAAACACAACUAUGCCACAGACUGUCAUAUUUGUGAUAAACCACUUUUAAGUGAUAAAGUUGCCGACCACUGUCACAUUACUGGAAACUAUAGAGGACCAGCUCAUUCUUUAUGUAACAUAAAAUAUAAAACUCCUAAUUAUAUUCCAGUUGUCAUGCACAACUUACGUAAUUACGACUGCCACCUAUUUAUCAAAAACCUAUGUUUAAAUAAAGAGGAAUUAACAGUAAUUGCACAUAACAAAGAAAAAUACAUAUCUUUUGAAAAAUCUAUCCCCGUAGAUUGUUACGUUGACAAACAUAUCAGUAUUAUUAAGCGAAAGAAAUUGUCCUUGAGAUUUAUUGACUCAUUUCAGUUUCUAUCAUUUUCUUUAUCAAAACUCUCAGAUACCCUGAAAGAUGAACAAUGUGUAGAAAUAAAAAAAUUUUUCGAUGAUGAUAAAAAAUUUCAGCUUAUUCGUCAGAAAGGUGUGUUUCCCUAUAGUUAUAUUGAUUGUUUUGAAAAACUAGAUGAUACAUAUUUGCCAGAAAAAGAUAAAUUUUACAAUAACAUAACAGAUGAGCACAUUUCUGAUGAAGAAUAUGAAAGAGCCCAAACAGUAUGGAAUUUAUUUGAGUGCGAAUGUAUAGGUCAUUAUUCAGAUAUAUAUUUACUAUCAGACACUUUACUUUUAGCAGAUAUUUUUGAAAAUUUCCGUAAAACUUGUUUAUCUACAUACAAACUAGACCCUGCACACUUUUAUACUUUUCCCGGGUUAAGCUGGGAAGCUAGUUUACGAUAUACAGGCAUAGAAUUGGAAUUAUUAACUGAUCCGGAUAUGUUGCAUUUUUUCAAAAAUAGCGUUCGUGGUGGGGUUAGUUCUUGUAUAACAAGAAAAUCUGAAGCAAAUAAUCCUUUUCUUUCAAGCUACGAUGCAUCAAAACCACAUAAAUACAUAAUGUACUAUGAUGCAACAAAUUUAUACGGUUUUGCAAUGUCACAGUAUCUACCAACAGGGGAUUUUAAGUGGUUAACAGAAAAAGAAAUAGAAAAUUUAGAUAUUUUUUCUAUUUCUAACACUUCUGAAAAAGGAUUUGUGCUAGAAGUUGAUUUAGAAUAUCCUGAAAAUCUCCAUGACCAUCACAAUGAUUUUCCUUUUUGUCCUGAGAACUAUAAACCACCCAAUUCAAAUUCCACAAAAUUAAUACCUAAUUUAAAUAGCAAAUCCAAAUAUGUUAUUCAUUACCAGUUAUUACAACAAUGUCUACAAAAUGGACUUAAGUUAACUAAAAUACAUAGAGUUUUACAAUUUUCGCAAUCUGCUUGGUUGAAAAAAUUUAUAGAUUUAAAUACAACAUUACGUAAUGAGUCUAGAAAUGAAUUUGACCGUCACACGUUUAAAUUAGCAAAUAACAGUAUAUACGGAAAAACAAUGGAAAAUGUGGAUAGGAGAGUUGAUGUAAGACUUGUUACAGAAUGGGAAAAAAAUAAACAAAAAGAUGGUGCUGAAAAUUUGAUUGCAAAACCAUAUUUCAAAGAUUUGACUAUUUUCUCAGAAAAUUUGGUGGCUAUUCAAAUGCAGAAAGUAUCAAUCACUUAUAAUAAACCAAUAUAUGUUGGAUUUUGCGUUUUAGAUAUAUCUAAAACUGUUAUGUACGAUUUCUUUUACAACUUUUUAAAACCUCUAUAUAAAGAAAAUGUUUCUCUUCUGUAUACAGACACUGAUUCUUUUAUUCUUGAAAUCGAAACAAACAAUGUUUAUUGUGAUAUGCAAAAGAAUAUUCAUAAAUUUGAUACAUCCAAUUAUUUACCUAAUAAUAUGCAUAAUAUGCCAAUAACACAAUCAGUUGUUGGUAAAUUUAAAGAUGAAUAUGCUGGUGAACCUAUUACAACAUUCUACGGUACGGGAGCAAAAGCAUAUUGCAUAAAAACUGAAAAUAGUCUCUUAAAAAAAGCUAAAGGUAUUAAGAAACCUACUAUUAAAAAUCAGUUAGACUUUAUCCACUACAAAGAUGUUGUAGAAAAUAACUCUAAAAAAUUUUGCUCUAUGUAUGUGUUUCGUUCUCGACUACAUACAAUUUUUACCGAGUUGGUAAAUAAAAUCGCGCUAAGUUCAGAAGAUACGAAGCGAUAUAAAAUUCCACAUGAUUAUAAAACACUCGCUUGGGGUCACCAGGAUAUUCCAUUUUACCAGUGGAGCGCUGAUCAUCCCGAUUUAGAUGUAUUUUUAUAAUUAAUAUUAUAUCAAACAUAUUGUUAAUAUUAUAUUAGUAGUUUAAUCACAUAUUUUUUUUAAUAAAUUAUUAUUAUAUAUGUUUUAUAUAGGUAUAUAAAAAAUGGAUAUACAUGUAAUUAAGAUUACAUAGUUGUAAAUUUUAGUAAUCAAUUAUUUUAGUCCACCACAUAUUUUAUAUUUCACUUGCUAAUGUUCUCAAAUAAAUAUACUUAUAUUAAGUAUGUUUUUAAAUUAUUUUAUUUUCUAUUGAUCGUUCAUAAGAUGUGUUUGGAAAGCUUUGAUAAAUAUAUCGAUAAUGUUGCUUAUAAAACAUAUGAUACAAGGCUUUCUACCUUUAAAAAAUGGAAAGGUAGAUUAAAACCUGAGAUAUUAGCUGGAGCAGGAUUUUACUCUAUUUCAUAUAAUGAUGUUUGUAAAUGUUACUAUUGUGGAGUAGAAAUUUAUGAUUGGAUCCAUGAUGAUUGUCCUAUCGAAGAACAUUAUAAAUUUGCACCAACAUGUAACUUAAAUGAAUGCUUAUUGCUAAACAAAAAUAAAAAUUGCAAAAACAAAAAUAUUUCGAAAUGUAAAAAUUUAUUGAUUUUAGUAUUAAUUUACCUCUGUUUUCAAUAUAUAUUUGUUAUAGCAAAAUGUAUUUAUAUUAGUUUAUAAUAUAAAAAAGUUUCAAAUGUUAUUGGGCUA
Messenger RNA from Sitophilus oryzae (rice weevil), 5743 nucleotides. RefSeq lists its product as uncharacterized. The record is from RefSeq and is a predicted model, not a curated record. The transcript is spliced from 4 exons. Lineage: Eukaryota; Metazoa; Arthropoda; Insecta; Coleoptera; Curculionidae. Gene Ontology annotation, molecular function: nucleic acid binding; nucleotide binding. The coding region runs from base 1286 to 5059 and encodes 1257 amino acids.